Annulohypoxylon maeteangense is the source of this 2627-nucleotide messenger RNA. RefSeq lists its product as uncharacterized. The transcript is spliced from 2 exons. Lineage: Eukaryota; Fungi; Ascomycota; Sordariomycetes; Xylariales; Hypoxylaceae. The record is from RefSeq and is a predicted model, not a curated record. Bases 547 to 2289 code for a protein of 580 amino acids. Gene Ontology annotation, molecular function: DNA-binding transcription factor activity. Gene Ontology annotation, biological process: regulation of DNA-templated transcription.
AAAGGUACGACCUUCGCACUGGCUUACGCGUCCCUCCCCUCUUUAAUCGACAGUCCGACCCCUGUCAACUUGCCCGACAAGGCCAAGUUCAAACCAAGCCACCCAGGGACUCGCAAGGAAGUUACCCCCAGAACUCCCAGAACUGCCAGAACUGCCCACUCUCAGUUGCUUUAAUCAUUUUAGUCCAUUUGGUCCUUUUUUUCUCCUAACCUUGCUAGGUACCCAUAACCCCCAUAACCACCAUAACACCUUUAACAUCCAAAAUUCCCAUCUGAUCCGCGCUUCCUACCAAUCUUGCCAUUUCUCGCCUUUUCUACCUUAACAAACGAAACAACCAUUUUUGUACCAACAAUCAUCAAUCAUCAAUACAUCGAUAGUCGUCGACGAAUCGAAACCAUCGUUUAUAUCGAAUACGAUUUGUCAACUAUCAAUACUUUACAGUCAGAUACAACUACAACCACAACAUCAACAACCUCAACCACACUCGCUCCAGGAGGCGGCCGUUCAUUUACUACCUACCCGGACUGAUCCUAUUCUAGCACCAUCAUGUCGGCUUCAAGCCAGUCUUCGACGAGCCCAGGUGGUGUCGAUCCUUUAGAUCUUCUCGAUUUCUCUGAAUAUGACGCAGCGAUGCAAUAUCGAUCUCCUUCAGCUUCCCCUACCGCCAACAAACAACAAUUCGCGAGGGCGUCAGCGAUGGUAAACACACCAACCACGAUGCCUCAACCGCAGCCUUUAUCUGGCCCUAGUCACCAAUACGACCAGUAUAAACAGCAGACGCCCUUCGUUCCGGGUGCCCUCGCUAGCACGCUUGCCAUUCAGAAUGCUAACCAAGUACCUGGGUAUACUCUGGACUAUAUGUCGUCGGAGAUGAAUGCGAAUGAUGAGAUGUUUGACUUCAACUCGGCACCUUCACAGAACAUGAAUAGCGCGGAGAUGGAUAUGGAUUUUGAGUCUCAGAACGAUGCGUCGUUUUACUUCCCGGAACAGACCGUUAACCCUAACGCUAUUGGAGGAGAGUCUCAAAUGACAUCGCCAACUGUCCCUAGCCAGACGAGCAAUGUUGGAAGGAUGUAUCCUGGUAUGCAUCAACAGGCUGCUCUAGCGAAGGCGCAGGCACAGCAGAGGCAGCAACAACACCUCAUCCAACAACAGCAGCAGCAGAGACAGAACCAGGCUAAGCAACAUAGAGCAAAGGCGCCUAUGCCCUCGGACCCGAUUGUAGAACAGAAGAUCACACAGCUACUUAACUCGAUGAGGUCAAAGGCCGGUGCUUCUCCCAGCGACGGAGAAAACUCACCUCUUAUGCAGCUUCCUCGUACUAAGAAGGAGGAGGAUGAUAUGGAUGAAGACGAAAGACUCCUGGCUAGUGAAGAGGGCAAGAAGCUGAGCAGCAAAGAAAGACGUCAAUUACGCAACAAAGUAUCUGCUCGCGCAUUCCGUUCAAGAAGAAAGGAAUAUAUCACCCAACUUGAGUCCGAGAUCGCAAACAAGGUUACUGAGAACGGUGAUCUGAGGGCUCAGAACCGCGCGUUGAUGGAGGAGAACCGUCGUCUUUCCGAUCUUACUCGCAUGUUACUAUCAUCACCUUCGUUUUCCAAUUUCCUAGAUCAUUUGAGUUCCAACCCCUCCGCUCCUCAACAGCAAGCUCAACCCGAGCAAAGGCAACCCGAGCCUCGUCAAGUACCUAAGGAUGUAAACCCGUACACUGCCGGUCAGCAGACCCACCAGCACCAACAAAUUGGUAUGGUUAUGAUGCCCGAGCAAACGAUGGACUUCUCCAUGUUGAACAUCAAUUCUGAUGCUUUCAACUACCAGCCUCAAGUCUUCGCCGUUCUAGAGACACCCGAGAUGCCAGUCAUCGACACUGAGGCUCUCACGGGCAAGACUUCGAACUUCGUUGGAGAGUGUUUCGCAUCGGAUGCCGAGAAGACGGAUGCCCCUAUUUUCGAGGCUCCCAUUAUGCCAUCAACCAAGGCGCCAGAGCCCUUAGAGGCCGCAGCCGAACCGGAAGUAUCUGAGCGUGCUGUUGCCAACCUUGAUGGAGACAUCUACGAUGAUGACACGACAGUUGCGCCAUCGAAACCUACCGAGCUUGAUACCGACAGUCUUAUUGCAGUCGAUAUCUUCGGUGGUGUCGAAUCUGAGAAGACGCUCGCUCUACUUGAAGUCGUCGGUUCAUCGGAGGAAGAUGUCACAGCCAGCAUUGCCGCGAAACGGGUUGAGCGUCUCGCAGCUAACUUAGAGACUGUCUUUGCAAGAUUAAGUCUUCUCGCCACCGACUUAUAGUGCUAGCAAUAGCAUUCUUUUUGUCUAAAUUAUUUGUGGUAUACUAGUCUCGACUACCCUGGCGUUGGGAAAGGUUGCAUUAGGGGCGAAAAAGGAAUGGCUCAAAUGAAACCUUUAUUCAUUGCAUGCAAACAAUAUUUUUCUUUUAUACAUUUGUGGGAUUCUAGCGUCGCGAGACUUACCAGAAGGAUGUUUAACGAAGCGCUCCGGAAGAGCGCUACUUACGAGAAACAAGGAUUUGGAUAUUAUACGGAUUGGCCAUGUGUCGGUUAUAAUAUAGAUAGGUAGCUGACGUCCUUCGAAUGAAGAACGUUGUCAAAAUCAUCUUGCCUCCAAAC